Molecule: messenger RNA, 1513 nt
Organism: Trichoderma atroviride IMI 206040
Lineage: Eukaryota; Fungi; Ascomycota; Sordariomycetes; Hypocreales; Hypocreaceae
Source: RefSeq, a predicted model, not a curated record
UACGACAAAGAAAAUUCUACGUUGGAAGUGAUGAGAAGUUUGAAGAAAGACCAUUUGAUUAGAGCCAUUGCGACAUACAAAAAAGGCAAUGACAGGUAUUUCUUGUUUCCAUGGGCUAAAGGUGGGAACCUGCAAGACAUGUUGGAAAAAGAUGAAAGAAAACUUGAUAAAGAUCUGAUAAACUGGAUCGUUUGCCAGAUUGUUGGUCUGUCUGAAGGCAUUGCAGCUUUACACGCAAAUAAUAUUCGACAUGGAGACAUCAAGCCAUCCAACAUUCUUUGUGAUGGGCCUGACCUCGGAGCGUCCAACAAAUCAAUCCUACUGAUUGCAGAUGUUGGCCUUGCAAAGAAGCAUGAAGAAUACACCCGUUAUCGACCUAAAAUUACGACAACUAGGCACGGAAGUAUCACAUAUGAACCCCCAGAGGUAUCCCCAAAGAAGGAGCUUGGUCGUCUUUCUCGAAAAUACGAUGUAUGGUCACUGGGAUGUGUCUUCUUGGAGCUCAUCAUCUGGGCAGUCUAUGGCACAAAUGGGAUUAAAACGUUCCAUAAAGAACUCAACAAAAAUGCCACGCCCCAAUUUUGGAAAGACCGCAAGGUCCACUCUGGUGAAAAAGUUCACUCUAUUGUGAAGAAGAGGUUUAAAGAUUUGAAAAAAGAUUUGAAGAAUCUACCGGCACUUGCUCAUCUUGUUGAAUUCAUUGAGGAAAAGCUGUUGAAAGUAUCAGUCGAUGAAAGACCAUAUUCUACGGCAGUAUAUGAUAAGCUGAAAACUAUUAAACAAGAUAUUGACAACAUUCCAGAGGAUCGUUUCAAUGCUGAGCUCACAAAAUUAGUACCAAAAAGGGAAACACCAGCACCAGCUGAAUCUACCAACGCAGGCACCAACCUCGCAACUCAAGUAAGCUAUUCAAUCUUUCCUGCCUUGGUUUACAACAACUAACAGGGAUUAUCAAUAGCGAUCAAGCCGACUUGAAGAUACAUGGCGCAUUUUACCUGAGAACGGUUGGGUGAAGACUUUGAGAUCUCAACGUGAUUGGAGCUCACCAGCGUUGGCGAGGCAUAUUUCUAAGUCCUGUCAAUUUUAUCAAAUAUUUGAAUCUGAGUUGUUAAGCUCAGAUCUAGAUGUGAGCAUUAGCCAAUUACGGUUUGACUCUCGCAAAUGUCCCCUAUGUCGCUUCCUUCUCCUCUGCCUGAAAAGAACAUCGUUGAAACUGGAGGAAUCCAUGAAAUUGCUUUUGGAUGAAAAGUCGCACGCACUGCGUAUCUCUUCUGAUGGCACUCUCAUUGCGUCAAUUUAUUCGGAUCCAGGUUUGUAGUAACUGACCCGAUAUGUCUUGAAUAUGAAACUAGCUAAAGUAUGCCCAGCAUCUAAACUCAAAUCAUCGUACGCACAAGUCGGGCGGCCACUUCUUCCCAAAUAUCCUGGUAAACAACGCAUACUCAUGAAAAACUGGGUUGAUGAGUGCAAUAAAACGCAUGAAUGCAUGUGGCAUAAGACAUCCGCCUAUAUG